This is a messenger RNA of Jaminaea rosea, 1764 nucleotides long. RefSeq names its product Cullin-domain-containing protein. The record is from RefSeq and is a predicted model, not a curated record. The coding region runs from base 1 to 1764 and encodes 587 amino acids. The transcript has 2 exons. NCBI's taxonomy places the organism in Eukaryota, Fungi, Basidiomycota, Exobasidiomycetes, Microstromatales. Gene Ontology annotation, molecular function: ubiquitin protein ligase binding. Gene Ontology annotation, biological process: protein ubiquitination; ubiquitin-dependent protein catabolic process; DNA damage response. Gene Ontology annotation, cellular component: Cul4-RING E3 ubiquitin ligase complex.
AUGGAAGAGCGAAUCCUCACCGACACACGCACCUUUUACUCGCUCGAAGCUGCCAAUCUGGCGUCUCAAGGUGCCACCGCAUCUUCAGCAGAAGCGCUCGAGACGUACCUCACUCACGCUCAGAAGCGCAUCGAGGAGGAGACGCAGCGAGCUCAGUGGCUACUGGAGGUGCAGAAGGGGCGCGAAUGUCUCGUGACCACGACUCGCGAGGAGCUCGUCAAGAAGCAAGCAGAGUGGCUUACGGCAGGGCUGCCCACCCUUCUCCUCGCUGGCGGCAGUGGCGCGCACCUCGGCCCUCUUUCCCUCUUGUACCGCCAGCUCCUCUCCGUCGGCCUUCUCGAGCCCCUCACAAAGGUCUUUGUCGAUCACAUUAUUGCUGUGGGAACCACAAUCGUCAAUCCGCCCUCAGCUGCCAAGGCAUCGAAGGUCCCUCACCCACCCAAGAGCGAAGAGGACAAAGAGCUGCUUCGCCUCGCUGCAGCAGACGAGGACGCUCUCAUUGAGCGCUUGAUCGAUUUCAAGGACACCAUCGACGCAACCGUGGAGCAAGCCUUCGAGAAGCACGACUCUUUCCUCGUGAAGCGCAAGGAAGGCUUCGAGCGUGUAGUCAACUCGCGCACAGGCGGAGGAAAGGUGGCCGAGCUCUGUGCCAAGUACCUCGAUGUGAAGCUCAAGAGCGGGAACAGGACAAUGAGUGAUGAGGAGCUGGAGAGAUGCCUCGACGCUGCGUUGACCCUCUUCAGAUACACGCAUGCGAAGGACAUGUUUGAGGAAUUUUACAAACGUCACUUCGCCAAGCGCCUCCUCCUGAAUCGCUCCGCCUCAAGUGACGCCGAACAGUCGAUGCUGCUCAAGCUCAAAGACGAGUGCGGCCCCGCCUUCACGCAGCGUCUCGAAACAAUGCUCAAGGACAUCACGCUGAGCGACGAGAUGAUGAAGGCCUUCUCCUCCAUGCAGAGCAAAGCGCUCAGCGAGACGGAGGGCGAAGACUUCGAGCUAUCAGUCAACGUGCUCACUCAAGCGCACUGGCCCACCUACCCGAUGGUAGAGGUUAGAAUUCCUCCUGCGAUGGCCACCGCGACGGAGCGCUUCCAGACCUUCUACGGUGCUCGAGCCGCAGGAAGAAGACUGCACUGGGCCCACUCCCUCGGUACAUGCGUGCUGCGCGCCUCCUUCCCCACCAAGGCAGGCAAGGGCAAGCCAGCAGGCGAAGACGUCAAAGAAUUGCACGUCUCUGAAUUCCAAGCAAUCGUCCUCCUCCUCUUCUCCGACCUUGCACCGGGGGAGAAGCUCCACUACUCUGCCAUCAAAGAGCAGACGGGGCUCGACGAUACGGAGCUCAAACGCACCCUCCAAUCCCUGGCUUGCGGGCAAAUCCCCACACGCGUCCUCCGCAAAGAGCCUCAGGGUCGCGAGGUGGACGCAGAGCUGGACUCGUUUGGUCUCAACGAGCACUUCAAGAACGAUCGACAUCGCGUGCGUAUCAAUCAGAUCCAGAUGCGAGAGACGCGCGAAGAACAGGCAUCGACCCAAUCCCGCGUUCUUCUGGAUCGCGAUCUCGUUCUGCAGGCCGCGGCGGUUAGGGUGCUCAAGGCGCGCAAGCAGUUGACUCAUGCUGAGCUGCUUCAGGAAGUGGUGGACGCGAUCAAGAGUCGGUUCCAUGUGGAUGUGGGUGAGGUGAAGAAGACGUUUGAGAAGUUGAUUGAGAAGGAGUAUAUGGAGAGGGUUGAGGGGCAGAGAGGGGUGUAUCGUUACUUGGCGUGA